AAGAAAGGACUUUAUGCAAUGGCAGCACCAGAAAUUCCAGCCGAGGUGGCCGUCAGUCAUAUAACCUAUGUGAUGGGCUUGCAUUUACCAGGACAGCCAGCUGCUUCGGCUUCUUCGGCUGCGCCUGUCAGCUCCUCCUCCUCCUCCACCUCCUCCUCCUCAUCAAAUCAUCAUCAUUCCCACGCGCAUCCACAUAUACAACAUUCUCGUCAUGCUUCGGUCAUCAUAGAGACGGCAGGAUCUCCGCUAUGUGGCAAGGAUGCGCACUAUGAGCAUCAGUUGACGCCACAGGAUGGCAGCGUGCGUUCCGUGCGCUCCGAUGAGGGUUAUCACAGCAACGAGUGCCAGGAGGAUGGCCUUACUCCGCCCGAGGAUUCCAGUGAUAGCGAGAGCGAGCACAACUAUGUCCUUGAUUGCUCCAAAAAGGCUAUAGCACCCAAGGAAACGGUUAUAGCGCAAACGCAAAAGCCCAGCAGUGUCACGCCCCCAGCGCCCACCACGCCCAUGGCGACCACGCCCAGCUCGGAGGCGGAUAAAAAUGAGUAUCGCAAAUUUAAAGUGAAAAUGCCGCUGAAAUAUGAAUUCAAACAUAAAGCCUGCAUCAAACAGGAUGUGGAGGAGCCGCUGCCGGCGGCAACAGUGGCACAGCAGCUGCCAGAGUUGCCAGACUUGCCCGAGGAGGCGACCACAACGACCACUCUCGGCGAGGAGCAUGUUGCUCCAACACAUGCCCAUGUGGAGUGCACCAAUACACAACCCGCCAGCUCCACAGUGAUUGUGCUGGAACCCACCAGGACUAUAGUGCCCUUGAGUAAACCGUAUUAUGAGUCCGAUCCCAGUCCGUUGCCGGGCGAGCGUUAUGUUAGAUUUAAUCAGCCCAGUUCGAGCAUUUUGGAAACCAUCUUGACCAGUCAGCAUCGCUUGGAGGCGGCUUGUCGUCAGGUCAAUGCUGCCACGCCUCCGCCCACAUCGCCCACUGAAAUGGCGUACAGUUAUAAGAAAUCCCAGCGAUAUGGCAACGCUGUAAGUCCCGAUUCCAGCUCGAAUUUGGGCCAGGCGCCGGAAAUCAACGCACAACUGGCGGCUGGAGCAGAGGAAAUGGCUUUGGGUUUGGGUUUGGCGGGCAGAGCAGCUCUAAUCAAGGGUGAGUGCUCACCGCCACCAGCUGCAGUGCAUCAUCAUCAUGUGAUCUAUUCGCCGGGCCAACACUCGCCCAAUUAUGCCGGGUAUGCGGCUUAUGGCGGUGCCACCUCCACGUUCCACUCACCGCCGCACAGUUCGCAUUCGCCGUUCGAUCGACAGUCGCAGGGUUCCGUCUCCGUGUCCGGCUCCGUCUCCGGUUCCGGUUCCAGCUCCAAUCUGCAUCUGCUGCAGAGCAGCACACAAAUGCUGAAUCAUCCGCUGAUGCAGCCACUGACACCGCUACAAAGACUGUCUCCCCUGAGGAUAUCGCCGCCCAGCUCACUGUCGCCAGAUGGCAACUCUUGUCCACGCAGUGGCAGCCCUUUGAGUCCCAAUUCCUUGGCUUCGCGUGGCUAUCGCUCGCUGCCGUAUCCGCUCAAGAAGAAGGAUGGCAAAAUGCACUACGAGUGCAAU
This is a messenger RNA of Drosophila innubila, 1596 nucleotides long. RefSeq lists its product as uncharacterized. The annotation marks the transcript as partial. Lineage: Eukaryota; Metazoa; Arthropoda; Insecta; Diptera; Drosophilidae. The record is from RefSeq and is a predicted model, not a curated record. The transcript has a single exon.